This is a messenger RNA of Pelagomonas calceolata, 1131 nucleotides long. The record is from the annotation of a GenBank genome assembly. Lineage: Eukaryota; Pelagophyceae; Pelagomonadales; Pelagomonadaceae.
CUUCAACUCUCGGGCUGCUGAUUCAUCACAGUGACACAGCCCGCAAACGCUAGGCUGUGCAAGCAAUAGCUUUGCAUCCCUUCUGCACGGCUUAGCAAGCUGCACUGCGUGCAUCGAUCCAUUUCACGUGUUUUUAUCACUGACGCAUACUGCUACAAUGACAGUCACCGUCGUCGGCAAGGCCACGAACGUCGUCAAGACCGACAGCUUCGCCAUCGACGAGUGCGUUGGUAAUGUUGCGACCAAGGACGACCGCAUGUCCCUCGCACGCGUAUUUGUGUCGCAGCCGGGCCAGGAGCCGUGGCUGACGCUCGGCUACGACGAGUGGAUCUACUGCUGCAGCGGACGCUUGGUCUUUGGCCUGCCGGACGGGUCGACCGUCGAGCUCAAGGCCGGCGAGACGGCGCUCGUCGACAAGGGCACGCGGUUCCAGCCGCGCUUCCCCGAGGCGGGCACGUCGUACAUCCCCGUCUGCAUCCCGGCCUUCCGCCCGGACCGCUGCGUGCGCGAGGAGGCGAGUUGUUGCUCCGGGGUGGCCAAGCGCCUCGCGGCAUUACAUACCAAGGUCGAGGACGCGCCCGAGGUGCUGUACCACAUGGUUUUGCGUCCGUGUCCUUUGUUUUGGGGUCGAUGGCGUCACGCCCACGCCAUCGAUGCGCGUCGAUGGCGUCACGCCCAUGCCGUCGGUGCGACGUUUCGCUUCGGGGUCGCGUCGACGCCGUCAACGUUCCCUAACGCAGUGCGAGCAGCCCCGCUGGGAGGCCGCCAAGUCCAGUGGAGAGGCCUACUUCCCGCCGACUUUUGAUGAGGAGGGCUUCACGCACGCGACCGGAGUGCCUUCUCGACUCAUAGAGACGGCGAACCACUUCUACCAGGACUCCGAAGCGCCCUGGGUCUGCCUGCGUUUUUCUCGCGCGGCUCUACGGAAGCAGUGCGGCAUUAUCGUCAGAGACGAGCGCGCGAUGCCUGUCGGCAGCAAGGCCGUGGGCGAGAAUUGGACCGACUGGGUCUGCCCGCACGUCGUCGGGGGCAUCCCUCCAUUGGUGGUGGACGCCGUCUUCCCCAUGACGCGCGACGGGAGCAAGUUCGUCUCUAUUGAUGGCGUGACUGAUGUGUAAAUAAUUAUGCUAU